CUGGACAUAAGUUUUCUCAUAAACUAAAUCAAUUCUCAAUAAGUAAAAUAAUUAAAAGACCUAACUAAAGCCUGUUGCGUGAGUGCGUCGUCUACUUUUCUACCAUCGUACUCGUUUCACGCCGUGUCGCCGUCUACAUACUCGUUUCACGCCGUAUCCUCCCCCUACAGCCGGCCCUGCGGCAACAAUGGAGCCCCAACCCACAGUUCAGACCAUGCCACCAUGUUGGAGCAAAAUCGUACAGCAAAAGCCGCCGCCGCAGCAAAACAGCCUGCUUCAUUUAGCCGUUGCGCAGCGGCCCCCUAAUCGGGAGUUGGUGGGGGAUUGUAGUUCCACAAAGGGACUAGCUGUGGCGGUUGUGGACGCUAACGCCAUCAUUCAGGGAGGUCAAAACCUAGCGCAUUAUGCCAACCGCUUCGUGUCUGUACCGGAGGUCUUGUGCGAAAUUAGGGAUCCUACCUCUCGUCACUCUCUCAACUUCCUUCCUUUCACUGUAGACACAAUGGAACCAUCACCCGAUUCACUGAAGAAAGUUAUUAGCUUUGCAAGGGCAACUGGAGACUUGCAGACACUAUCAGAUGUGGAUCUUAAGCUUCUUGCUUUGACAUACACAUUGGAGGCUCAAAAUCAUGGAACCACACAUCUUAGGGGUUGUCCACCUCCAAUCCACACAGUCAAGGUGAGAAAACUGCCCGAGAAGGACCUGCCUGGGUGGGGUUCCAAUGUUUCCAAUCAGGAAGAAUGGGAAGCACUUGAAAAUGCAGUUGAGUCAAAUACUACCUCCAGAAUUCUUCCCUUAAAUAUUUUUACCCCUACUGCACCCACUGAUAAAAAAAGUACCGAUGGCUCAUCAACAGUCAUAAAUGAUGAUAUGUCUGAAUCUAAGAAGCCUACAAGAUGCUUGGCUGAAAUGAAGGAGAUAAUGAUUAAAGGUAAGAAGAUGGUGGCCGAUGGGAUUGAUGCUUCACAGGGACAAUUUGAUGAUGAUAAUGCUAGUGAUUGGCUACCUGCAGUUAGUCGAAGCACUCAUAGGAAGUAUCUACGACGAAAGGCUAGAAAAGAUCACCAUCACAUACCAUCUGAAAGUGAAGCUGUUGCUGGAUCCUCCACUGAGAUUAUUAGAGAAGAUGUUACAAAAGAUAUUUCUACCAUUUUAAAUGAAAUGAGACUGAACGAGGAUAAGUCUUUAGAGUGUGAUGAAACCAAGAGUUCUGAUGCUGGCAAUAGUAACUUAAAGAAGGAUUUUGUGGAAUUAGCAUAUGAAGAUGCUGAUGAUGACUUUGAUAAGGGAGUGGAGAUUGUAGAAAUAGCUAGUCAGAGCUGUGAAGACAUUGAUGAUCGCAGCAGUGAACAGAGUUGGUCACUCAGAUCCUUAUCCGAGUCAAUGGUUGCUUGUAUAACUAGUGAUUUUGCAAUGCAAAAUGUGAUACUUCAGAUGGGUUUGCGGCUUAUAGCACCUGGUGGGAUGCAGAUUCGUGAGUUACACAGGUUUGGCUGGAUUUACGGGUUGAUAUUCAACUGGACCGGGUUGGAUGCCCGGUUGCCGGUUUCUAGGUCGACCUGCCCGGUCUGGUUCUGUUAAUCUAGCAUACAAUGAGUGAAAAAAUUUCUUCGCAUUUUUCAGGUGGGUACUAAAAUGUCAUGCUUGCUAUAAGGUGACCACAGAAAUUGGUAGGAUCUUCUGCCCCAGUUGUGGCAAUGGGGGUACACUACGCAAAGUGGCUGUUACAGUGGGAGAAAAUGGUAUAGUUAUUGCAGCAAGAAGACCACGUGUAUCUUUGCGUGGGACUAUAUUUUCACUACCCCUGCCCCAAGGAGGUAGAGAUGGCAUUUCCAAGAACCCUGUUUUACGUGAGGAUCAGCUUCCACAGAAGAUUCUGUACCCCAAAACAAAGAAGAAAAGCAAGCAGGGAGAUGAUAUAUUUACUACUCAAGACAACAUAUUUGUCCACCAUACCGAUAAAAAGGCUCCCUUGCAGCCUCCUAUCAGGAAAGCACUUGCCGUUUUCAGUGGAAGGAGAAAUCCCAAUGAUAAUCAUUAUUCUCGUGCUAUUCAUUAAAACCUUAGCCAUGGAUCAAGCAUAAUUCUUGGUGUGUUAUGACCAAUAUUCCAUAUCGCGUAGCACCACAAUUUUGCUAUUCCAUGAUGGUUGUCCUAAGUUUAGUGUAUGCAUAAAAACUGCGGUGUUUUGAGUUUUUCUUUACCUAUACAGUUAUACUCUUUACCUAUGAACAAAUUUCCUAUUUGGGAAGAGAUAAAUUAUCCUACAUUCCUACUUAGCCUUUGGAAUGUGUUAUCUAAAUUUCAAGUGCAUGCGUUGAGUUUUUCUUUACCUAUACAGUUAUACUCUUUACCUAUGAACAAAUUUCCUAUUUGGGAAGAGAUAAA
Cuscuta epithymum is the source of this 2389-nucleotide messenger RNA. The record is from the annotation of a GenBank genome assembly. NCBI's taxonomy places the organism in Eukaryota, Viridiplantae, Streptophyta, Magnoliopsida, Solanales, Convolvulaceae.